Molecule: messenger RNA, 2684 nt
Organism: Nothobranchius furzeri (turquoise killifish)
Lineage: Eukaryota; Metazoa; Chordata; Actinopteri; Cyprinodontiformes; Nothobranchiidae
Gene: guca1c
Product: guanylate cyclase activator 1C
Molecular function (GO): calcium sensitive guanylate cyclase activator activity; calcium ion binding
Source: RefSeq, a predicted model, not a curated record
GACACUAAUGAAGGCCGGGGAGACCUUUUAGCUGUUAGAUUAAGGUGUUAAAAAGAAAAAUGCACAGCGAGGAGAUAGGUUUCACUUUUGGUUUGACCACAGGUGAUUAAUAACAGACACUAGGGGGUGCUAGAAGCAAGGAAAACUGCUUAGUAUCGCUGAAGUUACACUGAACAGUCCUCUGGUAGUUUUCACACAAGGAAGAGUGGACCACCCAGCAGUUCUCUCAGACUUUGCUUUAAUCAGAGGAAAUACAGGAACACCAACCAGCUACAUCACACACUCUCCAGGCCUCAGUUACUCUUUCUGUUCCAUGGAUAUACAUGAGAAACUCAAAAAAUUAGAAUAUGGCGUAAAAGUCCUUUUAUUUCAGUAAAUCUAAGGCUGAGAGACCAUUUAAAGGGAUACUUUACAACCAUUUCAUAUCUAAUUUUCUUGAGCCAGUAUAUGCUAGAAUGACUUUACAGGGUUAAUGAAAGGCCAGCUAGUCCCAUUUGCCGCCGGUGGCCAGAAUGUUCCACUUGCAACUUCAGAGUUGCCGGUCCGAUUGCUGGGACUAAGAAAAAAAUUGAGCUGCUUUUCCUGCAUGUUUUAGAUCAUGAACAUAGCUGAUUUAUUUGAUUUAGUUAUUAAUCACUCCUGUGGACACUAAGGAAGGCUGGGGAGACAUUUCAGCUAUUAGAUUAAGAUGUUAAAAAGACAAACACACAGAGAGAUUUUACUUUUGGUUCUACAAAUGGGCACUAGGGGGUGCUAAAACUACCUAGUCUCCCUUUAACGCCCUAGGAACCCUUUACAGGUGUUUUGGAUUCAUUAGCUGAUCAGACUUUGAGCCUAGAAUAUUGAACCUUUUCACAAUAUUCUAAUCUUCUGAGAUUUUAAAUUUGGGGUUUUCAUAAACUGUGACCCAUAAUCAUCACAAACAUAAAGGUUUGAAAUUUCUAGCUUUGCAUGUAAUGAGUCUAUCUCAUAUUAGUUUCACCUUUUAAGAUAUUCAUAAAUGAACUUUUUGCGCCAUAUUCUAACUUUUCAAGUUUCACCAGUAGCCUAUAUAUUUGUAAAUUGAUUGCUCUGCAGAGCAAAAUCCUCCUACAGGCUAACAAACAUUAGCAACUGGUGGUCUACCUUCUCAAUCCUAUUUUCACCUAAAGCCAGAUUUACUAUAAGCAGCAGCUCUGCUGCAAACAGGAAGCAACACUAAAGGAGAGUCCUUAUAACUUAAAAAUCAUGCAAAUAAUAAUGUAUUGAAUUCUUCAUUAAAUACAUUUUAAGUAAAAACACUCAUAAAACAUAUUUUACCCUCUAAAUGUGAUAAAAAGCAUGUUAUUUAUUCAAAUAAAUGCUUAUAAUUAAUUUAAAAAAUGGCUGAUGAAUGUUAAAUGACGAGAAAAAGUGAAGCUGCUUUAAAAUAACACCCUCCAUGACAACUGUGUUCUACUUUUGUUUACAACUAUGCAAAGUCCUGGAGUUCUAGGAAGUAUCUGCAACGAUCCCAUUAAAGAGUUAUCUGUCCUUUGGGCUUAAAGAUUAGGGCGGGAGGCGCAUCGGGUUAAGACAUCAGGAGGAGCCACAUAUUCUUCUCCAGCCGUAGUUUCUCCACCAGCUCCCUGCAGGAUUUGUGACAAAAGCACACCCAGACCCCCCAAAAAGGAGUAAUGGGUUCCUACGGAUCGAGCCUGGACGACAUCCUGGAGGAGGACAUGCACCACUGGUACACAAAGUUCAUGAGGGAGUCUCCUUCAGGACUCAUCACGCUGUUUGAGCUCAAGACCAUGCUGGAAAUGAACGGGAUGACGGAGGAGGCCAGCAGUUAUGUGGACCAAGUCUUCCUGACCUUUGACAUGGAUGGGGACGGCUAUUUGGACUUUGUUGAAUACAUCGCAGCAAUAAGUUUGUUACUGAAAGGAGAAGUAAACCAGAAACUAAAGUGGUACUUUAAGCUUUUUGACCAAGAUGGAAAUGGAAAAAUCGACAAGGAGGAACUGGAGACUAUUUUUAAGGCCAUUCAAGACAUCACUAGAAAUUAUGACAUCCAUCCAGAUGAGAUUGUGACUCUUAUUUAUGAAAAAAUUGACAUCAAAAGAGAAGGUGAACUGACACUGGAGGAGUUCAUCAGUGGAGCUAAGGAGCAUCCGGACAUCAUGGAUAUGCUCACAAGGAUGAUGGAUCUCACUCAUGUCCUGGAAAUCAUCAUCAACGGUCAGAAGAGGAAAGCUGUAAAAUGAGUCUAGCGAGCAGGACUGUAGGUGGAGUUCAGAGCUGAAAAAAGGUUGUGCUUGGAAGAGUUAAUCCAAUCUCUGACGGCACCAAAUUAACUGACUGAGCUGUGACGCUGAGAGGGAAAGAGCUUCAGUUCCUUUUCUCUUUUUCUAGUGCUCCCAGCACUUUGAUUACAGCUUCUUUAGGAGUAACACACGUUUUGUACAUUUUGUUCCAGUGAGAAAACACAGAUUUCCUCCAAGGUUUUCCUAUGUGACUCAAUGUUGGGCAAACAGGACAAUAAAGUCAGAUCUGCUCGUUUUGAAUGGAGCACAAGUGUUGAAGCAGCGCUUUCAUGCACAGAAAUAUCAGAUGCAAAGAGAAAACUAAUGGGGGAUGAGUGGAGUUCAACAGGCUUUAAUACAACAUGAAUCUAAGAAUUGUAUUUUGAUUUGUUUCAUUAAAAACAACCAGGAUCAUGUGGA